This is a messenger RNA of Parnassius mnemosyne (clouded apollo), 561 nucleotides long. Lineage: Eukaryota; Metazoa; Arthropoda; Insecta; Lepidoptera; Papilionidae. The record is from the annotation of a GenBank genome assembly.
AUGGAAAAUACAAAAAAAAAACAAAAGCCUUACUCGGAAUAUGAAAAACAAGUUUUAAUACAAUUAGUUCAAGCCAAGAUCGGUGUGAUCGAAAACCGAAGGACAGACGGCGUUUCGCUUAGAAAGAAAAGUGAAGCUUGGGAAGAAAUCACCUCUCAAUUCAAUAAUUCGAACGUGACACAAAUCGCUGAUACUAAACAAUUAAAAAAGAUGUGGCAAAAUUUAAAAACCAAGGCCAGGGAUGCCAAGACUCUGGAGGCCCAAAGGAAAAGGACAGGCGGAGGACCAGCUCUGUCAGAUAUGGGACCUUUGGAGUCUCAAGUAAUAGCUGUCAUGCCAAAUGUUUUACCAUCCAUCAACAUAGAAAUUGACAGUGAUACAAUUGCUACCGGUAGUACCCUUGGACUAGACAACGACGAGCAAAUGUGGCUCCCAAAGAGAGCUCGUAUGUCUGAUAUGGAGCAAAAUAAUAAUAUAGAUAUCGAAUUCAUAGAUGACGUACAAAAAAAAAAAGCCCAAAGCCGAAACAGGGAAAACAGAAAAAAACUUUUGAUGAACUGA